Molecule: messenger RNA, 3876 nt
Organism: Scomber scombrus (Atlantic mackerel)
Lineage: Eukaryota; Metazoa; Chordata; Actinopteri; Scombriformes; Scombridae
Gene: vwa5b1
Product: von Willebrand factor A domain containing 5B1
Exons: 21
Coding region: 13-3876 (1287 amino acids)
Source: RefSeq, a predicted model, not a curated record
AAAACCAGCACCAUGCCUGGACUCAUUAACAAGGAGAACUGGAGCGCUCUGCCCCUCAGUGUAUCUGACAUCACUUCCUGUGUCAGAGGUUAUACUCUGGCCCUGACAGCCUCUAUGACCUAUGAAAAUAUUGAGGACCAUGCGAUCGAGGGCAUAUUUAUUUAUCCCCUGGAUGAAAAUUCCAUUGUGGUGGGGUUUGAGGCUAUGAUAUCCAGUCAGAUUAUAACGCUGCAAAUCAAAGACAAGGCCAAAAUCGACGACUGUUAUCUGGAUUGCUGCAACACAUCUAAUGGAGGCCUCCAGAGUGGCAGCGGACACAUAGUGAUGGAUGAGGAUGUGGAGAGGACAGUGUUAGUGGUUAACCUUGGGAUCAUCCCUCCUAUGGAGACGGUCCAUAUUCUGGUCAGCACCUCCUCUGAGCUCUCCACGCUGCCCAACGGGGGGAUCAAGGUCUCAUCCCCACCGGUGUGUACACCUAGGGUUCAGAGGACCAUCAACGAGGAGCAAGGAAUAUCCCCAAACUUCUCCAGAUCGCGUGACAGGCAUCCCUGUGCCUCCAGUCCUCAUGAUCAACCUCCCAACCCCCCUCAGCUGUGUUUGGCCUCACUGCUGGAGGAGGAGGCCAUCAACUCCAUGGACUACGAGUUUAACUUCCAGCUAGAGAUUCGUGCUCCCUACCUCCUCGCAGGUGUCGAGAGCCCUUCUCAUGCCAUCCGAGCUGAUGCAGAUCCUCUGGCCCGCUCUGCUACCAGCGUCGUCAUCACUCUGGCUGACAAGUACACUUAUGACUGUCCUGUUGAAAUCCUCAUCUACCCAAGCGACCCUCAUCUGCCACAUGUGCUCAUUGAGAGCGGCGACAUGACGCAGGAGGACUAUGAUGAGUAUCUUCACGGCCGGAGCGAUUUCAUCAAGGCCACCAAGAAGGACUCGAGCAAUGAGAAGAAAGUCGAUAUCAUUCACAGGCGACUCCACAAGGACAUCCUGCACAAUCCUGUGACCAUGCUAAAUUUCUGCCCUGACCUAAAGUCUAUCAGCUCAGAUCUCAGGAAGGUGCACGGCGAGUUCGUCUUCCUCAUUGACCGCAGCGGCAGCAUGAGUGGGGUCAACAUCAACCGUGUGAAGGAUGCCAUGGUAGUCAUUCUCAAGAGCCUCGUGCCCGGCUGCCUUUUCAACAUCAUAGGCUUUGGCUCUACAUUCAAAUCAUUAUUCACAACCAGCCAGAGCUACGAGGAGGAAGCUUUGGCUCUGGCUUGUGAGUAUGUCAGGAGGAUCAGAGCCGACAUGGGGGGGACCAACAUCCUGGCACCGCUCAACUGGAUCCUGAGGCAGCCAAUGUUGAGUGGACACCCCCGCCUGCUUUUCCUGCUCACCGACGGGGCCGUCAGCAACACGGGCAGGGUUAUCGAGCUGGUCCGCAGCCACGCACGCUACAUCAGAUGUUUUACGUUCGGCAUAGGACAGAACGCUUGCAGGAGGCUGGUGCAGGGACUGGCAACAGUUUCUAAAGGAACAGCAGAGUUCCUGGCCGACGGCGAGAGGCUGCAGCCCAAGAUGAUAAAGUCCCUGAAGAAAACCAUGUCUCCUGUGCUAAGUGACAUCUCCAUCGAGUGGCUCUUUCCUGAGACCAAGGAGGUGCUGCUCUCCCCUGUGGGCAACACCUUUCUGUUUCCAGGGGACAGUCUGAUUGGUUACAGUGUGGUUUGCGACACCACUCGCUACCAUGCCAACCCCAAAUCUGAUAAGAGGAGGCGAUACAGCAUGAUGCGCUCCAUUGAGUCAGCCAGCUCAGUAUUUUAUCACUCUCAAGAAGAGGACCCAUCGAAGGCAGGUGUGGAUGGUUCAGGGUCUUACAGGGAAGCACCCUCUGGCGCUCUGUAUGACUCCUAUCAAGACUCGAUGAUAGACAACAGCCCCGUCACCACAGAACAAGACCCCAUGGGGUUCGAUAGCAAGACCUCCCCAAGAAGACGUGCAUACAGUACCAACCAGAUAAUUGACUUCAACCCAGCGAAGAAGGUCUACACUCCCAGUGACCCCAGCUCUGUGGUGACCAAGAAUCCACUGAGGAGAGCUAAAGUCCAGGAGCUGAUUGGCCAGAUGAGCCCUGAGCACGAGGCGCAGUGGAAGAAUGACUACCAGCCACAGCUGGCAAGCUUGUGUGCCACAACUUCCAGAGGGCGUCCUGCCAGCUGUCACAGGCUGGUCUCUCAGCAGGAGGCUCCUCUGCAGCAGGAAGCCGACUCAGAGCUUCAUUUGCAUCCUCAGGCUCUGGACAACAUUCUGCCCAGCAGCAGCGUGCCGCCUGCCGCUCGUAACACUGCUGGGGAAGAUGGAUCCAGAUCCUCCACGGACAGUCCGUCUCUAGGCAGCAUGGGAGACACAGAUGGAUACGGCCACCAGUUAUGUCAGGCAGAAACACCACAGGAGAGCAAGACUUCAGAUCUGGAUGCUGCCAGCCAGCUAAAAGGUGACUGCAAGGCUGUGGUGUCUGGACUGCUGUGUGGGAAACCGAUGAGGUGGGAGGUGGUGUUUGAUGUCCUGCCCUACCUGAACGGACGGGAACGUGAGGAGAAGGUUCACGAGGAGCUGUGGAACGAGACCUUCCACCACCUGGCCGGACGCUCCAUCAUUCACGACUUUGAGCACAUGGGGGAAAAGGAGUGCGAGAUUGAGCAUGGCUCUGGCAGGAAAUACCAGCUUUACGCCAUUCACACCAGCAAAGCCUGCAAUAUACUGAGCAAACACACAGCAUUUGUUCCCGUUGACCUGGACACUAAUGAGUAUUUGCAGACAAGUAUUGAAUACAUAAACUCCGGUGAAGGUCUGAAGAGGGGUUCACACUCAAGCUCUCGCUCAGGGAGCAGAAAGAACAAAGGUUACUCCAUAGGACUGGGUCGCUCCCAGUCUGGCAGCAUGACGGAGGAGGCUGAAGAUGUCCUGCUGCACAACAGUGGAGAGGAUGGCGUCUCUCCCUGCAGCACACCCUCUUCUUCCGGCUGGGAGAGAUGCAGCUUUGCAGAGGUUUUCCAGAGGAGUCCAUCUGUGACCUCUGACCAAUCACAGAAAUCAGUGGAGAGCCUUUUUUCUGCCAGGUUGGCCCUCAGCAGGACUCGCCUCCUGACUCGGGCUGCCAAAGGAUUCAUGUGUCGAUCGCACAGCAAGUCCGGCGAUUCAAUUGGUGAGAGUGACAAUGAGAACAAAGACUACAUUCCUCUGCUGUUGUUGCAACUGGCCAGUGGUGCAUUUCUCUUGGACAUCGCUCUGUGUGAUGCCAUUAAUGUGCCCAUGGACAAGCUGAAGUGGACGUCCCCCUUCACCAGCCACCGCACCAGCCUGGGUCACCUGUCUCACUCCAGCACCCGGCGUGCUGAGAGUGCCGAUGACGGACGCAGAUCACCAUAUGAGCCGGAAACACAUCAGCAACCUGCAGAGCACACUGUCGGCAUCCACAGCCCUUCUCAUCUGUUCAGGAGCUCCUGGACGGAUGCUGGCCCUUCCUCGUUAUGCAGUCCAUCAACUACUGCUGAGCCUCCACUGUCUCCAAAUUCCCAGGUGGACAGCGGACGGAGCUCUGGGUCCGGAGGUUUGGAAACAGCAUCGCCCGGAGGCGUGCUAAAGAGAAUGCUAGAUACGGGGAGCAUGGUGUGGGCCACAGCUGUGGCUCUCGCCUGGCUGGAGCACACCUCUGCCAGUUAUUUCAUAGAGUGGGAACUGGUUGCUGCCAAAGCCAGCAUGUGGUUGAGUGCACAGGACAUCCCAGAGGGCCGGGAUUUGGCCUCAAUCAAGGCUGCUGCCAACCAACUCUUCAUCAUCCUCAGACACUGGGAUGAAAACCUGCAACUGAACAUGCUUUGUUACAACCCCAACAGUGUGUGA